Messenger RNA from Sodiomyces alkalinus F11, 504 nucleotides. Its product is annotated as peptidyl-prolyl cis-trans isomerase. NCBI's taxonomy places the organism in Eukaryota, Fungi, Ascomycota, Sordariomycetes, Glomerellales, Plectosphaerellaceae. Gene Ontology annotation, cellular component: catalytic step 2 spliceosome. Gene Ontology annotation, molecular function: peptidyl-prolyl cis-trans isomerase activity. The transcript has 2 exons. Gene Ontology annotation, biological process: protein folding; protein peptidyl-prolyl isomerization. The record is from RefSeq and is a predicted model, not a curated record. The coding region runs from base 1 to 504 and encodes 167 amino acids.
AUGUCUGCCACGCUGCACACAACGGUCGGAGACCUCAAGAUUGAGGUCUUCUGCGAGAGUGUCCCCAAAACUGCUGAAAACUUCCUCGCGCUCUGUGCCUCUGGCUACUACGAUGCAUCGCCAUUUCACCGUCUGAUUCCCGGCUUCAUGGUUCAAACAGGCGGCCCAGCAUACCCUUCACCUCCCGAGAAUCCCAAAGGUGGCCGGUCCAUCUGGGGCGAACCUUUCGAGGACGAAAUUCGACCGGCCUUACGCCACAGCUCUCGCGGCGUCAUUUCCAUGGCGAAUAAGGGUCCCGGCACCAACGGUUCACAGUUCUUCAUCCUCUUCGACAAGGCGCCACAUCUUGACGGUCUUAAUACCGUCUUUGGCCAUUUGAUCGGCGACGAGAGCACCGCUACCCUAGCCAAGAUCGAGGCUGUUGAGGUCGACAAGAAGAACCGACCAAAGGACCCAAUCCGAAUUGAGAAGAUCACCAUCCACGCCAACCCUCUUGCCGGCUGA